AUGCGUCCCGGGGCUCCAGGGCCACUGUGGCCACUGCCCUGGGGUGCCCUGGCUUGGGCCGUGGGCUUCGUGGGCUCCGUGAGCUCGGGGGACCCCGCGCCCGGUGGCGGUGGCGUCUGCUGGCUCCAGCAGGGCCGAGAGGCCACCUGCAGCCUGGUGCUGCGGACGGAUGUAAGCCAGGAGGACUGCUGUGCCUCCGGCAGCGUCGACACUGCCUGGUCCAACUUCACCUACCCAGGGAACAAGGUCAGCCUGCUGGGGUUCCUGGGCCUGGUGCACUGCCUGCCCUGCAAAGAUUCGUGCGAGGGCGUGGAGUGCGGCCCGGGCAAGGCGUGCCGCAUGCUCGAGGGCCGCCCGCGCUGCGAGUGCGCCCCAGACUGCACGGGGCUCCCGGCGCACCUGCAGGUCUGCGGCUCAGACGGCGCCACCUAUCGGGACGAGUGCGAGCUGCGUGCCGCGCGCUGUCGAGGCCACCCGGACCUGCGCGUCAUGUACUUAGGCCGUUGCCGCAAGUCGUGCGCGCACGUGGUCUGCCCGCGGCCGCAGUCGUGCGUGGUGGACCAGACUGGCAGCGCCCACUGCGUGGUGUGCCGCUCAGCGCCCUGCCCAGUGCCUUCCAGCCCCGGUCAGGAGCUUUGCGGUAACAACAACGUCACCUACGUCUCCUCGUGCCACCUCCGCCAGGCCACCUGCUUCUUAGGCCGCUCCAUCGGCGUGCGUCACCCAGGCAGCUGCACAGGCACCUCCCAGCCGUCAGAUGCUGAAUCAGACGAGGAGAACUUCGUGUGA
This is a messenger RNA of Orycteropus afer afer, 789 nucleotides long. It is a transcript of the gene FSTL3, whose product is annotated as follistatin like 3. NCBI's taxonomy places the organism in Eukaryota, Metazoa, Chordata, Mammalia, Tubulidentata, Orycteropodidae. Gene Ontology annotation, molecular function: activin binding; protein binding. The transcript has 5 exons. Gene Ontology annotation, biological process: cell differentiation; multicellular organism development; regulation of BMP signaling pathway. Bases 1 to 789 code for a protein of 262 amino acids. The record is from RefSeq and is a predicted model, not a curated record.